AUGGCGACGACGGUCAAAGGCAGACUGAUGUCGAGAGAUCCCAACCAGCCAGUCCAUCAUGGACCAAAUGUUGGCGCGAUCGCAGGUGGAGUCGUGGGAGGUGUGGCCUUUGUUGUGAUAGUCGUGCUAUGCAUCUACUUCUUCUGGAUCAAGAAGAGGCGGGCUGAGCAAGACGCAGAGUUGGAGGAGGAAUGGGCCGACGAGAUCUCGAGCCAGAAGCGCUCGACACAAUUCACAACAAUGGGCGAUGCGGCUUCGACGCGGACUAGAGGAUCGCUUGCAGCCAGCAUUCUCAGCCGAGCGAGCAACAUCAUUCAGAUUGCCUACAUACCUGGAGUGACGAACCGCAAUGGAUCAGACCACAACAGCAUACACGCGCCCGUCCCGCCCAUCCCUGCUGCGCACCGGUCACAGCCACCAAAGAGUCCGCUCAGCAACGAAGGCGAUGCACUAUUCUUCCGGCCUGGAGAUCUCAGAGACAGCACAUGGUCUGGCACCUCAUCUAUCAACUCUGAUAAGCGCGACACACGUUACACAAUGACUUCUAUUUCGCCAUCACUCAUGCGGGAUUCCAUGGCCUCCGACACUUUCAUGGAUGACGCGUCAUCCCAACCCAUGCCUGCUGUCGCUGCGUCCCGGCUCGCACCCCGAAUGGUGUCCGUCAAGUCCAGCACAUCUUCAACCUCGUUAUCCGGUAGUAGCACUGGAGCGCCAACGCCGGAAGAGUCCAGUGGCAACGUGAAGACACUACAGGUCGUGAUGCCAGGGCAAGGAGCAGGUCUCUCGCCCAAUCCUUCAGUCCGCAGCGCAGGCAAAGUCAAGCAAGUCACAGUUGGCGGCACGAAAGGCCGAUUCCCGGUUCGCCAGACGAGUGACGCAUCAGGCGCUUCGACCGGCAAACAUGCGCCCAAUGUUUCGUCGCCGCUCGCUGAAGUAGACGAACCCGAGACUGCUUUGACCUCGGCGCAAAACACAGACUUCGUGACACCUCCAGCGGUGCAGCCGACGGAAUCUCCAUUCUUUGACGCGACCGAGCAACCUUCUGCAGCUGCAACAGCGGCAUCGAACAUGCGACCUAACCCGUAUGCCUCAAUGGCCAGGACGGUUGGAUCCAGCACAGAUGGCCCUGCGAGGAACCGCGGCAAGAGUAUCGGCGGGCUAAGCGCAGUGGAGGAAGAGGCGAUGAAGAGGGCGAGUAGGACCUCAGAAGUGGAUGAGAGGGCUGGCAAAGAUGACGCGAGCCCGUUCUCAGACUUGCACUCGACAGGCUGA
Saxophila tyrrhenica is the source of this 1272-nucleotide messenger RNA. RefSeq names its product overproduction-induced pheromone-resistant (gene OPY2). The record is from RefSeq and is a predicted model, not a curated record. NCBI's taxonomy places the organism in Eukaryota, Fungi, Ascomycota, Dothideomycetes, Mycosphaerellales, Extremaceae. Bases 1 to 1272 code for a protein of 423 amino acids. The transcript has 2 exons.